AUGACCAAGGGACGCUACCGCAAAGUAAAUAUGUCCGAGGAUCCACAGCCCCUACUGACCAAUAUAAUGAGUCGGUAUCCCAAAGAGCCAACUGAUGACAUCGACUACCGAGAGAUUGCACAACCAAGGCUUCCUGACUUUGAAAGCGACGAUUUAAGAGUUCUAGGAAAAGAGAUCACUAAGGCCCGCAGUUACUUGGGGCAAUGCUCCUCCUUUCAUAAAGUGUGCUCAAAAGGGUUUUACAAUCCCACUUCUCAAUCAUUUAAAGAGACACAGCAAAACAGUAGCCAGACUAACCUGUUAAAUACCACAAUCCACCAAUAA
Molecule: messenger RNA, 324 nt
Organism: Protopolystoma xenopodis
Lineage: Eukaryota; Metazoa; Platyhelminthes; Monogenea; Polystomatidea; Polystomatidae
Source: the annotation of a GenBank genome assembly